Messenger RNA from Hemibagrus wyckioides, 2309 nucleotides. RefSeq names its product X-linked inhibitor of apoptosis (gene xiap). The transcript has 7 exons. Gene Ontology annotation, cellular component: nucleus; cytoplasm. The coding region runs from base 180 to 1559 and encodes 459 amino acids. Lineage: Eukaryota; Metazoa; Chordata; Actinopteri; Siluriformes; Bagridae. Gene Ontology annotation, biological process: positive regulation of protein ubiquitination; negative regulation of apoptotic process; regulation of cell cycle. Gene Ontology annotation, molecular function: cysteine-type endopeptidase inhibitor activity involved in apoptotic process; ubiquitin protein ligase activity. The record is from RefSeq and is a predicted model, not a curated record.
GUCAGGCACCUCCCUCUGGCUGUGGUCUUUGGCUCUUCGCAGUAAGAAGGUGGAGCAGGUCAGUUGUCAGUCCAGAGGAACACUGUCGGUCUAUAGUAGGUUUUUGAACGGUGUUUUCCCCAAUAUAUAAAGGUCAUACUGAUUAUACAUCAACACAAGCUGUCGUACUCAAAUUGACUAUGGCUGGCUCUAGUAUGUUAGGUGAAAUCGAAACUGAUGACUGCUUGGAAGACUGGUCUGCGAUGAGCACGCGAUUGAGCUCCUUCCAGUCUUUUCCCAAUUCUGUACAGGUUCCCGCAGAGAGGCUGGCUCGGGCAGGCUUGUACUUCACAGGUGAAUCUGAUCGUGUGCGUUGCUUCAGCUGUUUGCACACCAUUGAGAACUGGCACCAAGGGGACAACCCAGUAGAAAGACACCAGUCUGUGUCACCUUCCUGCAUAUUCCUCAAAUGCGUUCAUCACAGGAGCCCUACCGGUGGAACCUCCUCCCAGUCUCAUGGCUCUAUCUAUGAUGAAGACGAUGAAGCAAUGGAGUAUAGAUUAAGAACAGGAGAAGUGGUGGAUGAGUCAAUGUACCCCAAGGUUCCGCAUAUGAAGAGCGAAGACGUGCGGCUGAGGACAUUUAUCAACUGGCCCUCUUGGUCCCCAGUCCAGCCUCAUGACCUAGCACAAGCUGGAAUGUUUUAUGUGCCAGAGAGUAACAGGCAACUAGACAGGGUUCAGUGUUUCUGCUGCGCAGGCAUGCUAGUCAACUGGGAGGAGGGUGACGAUCCCUGGCAGGAACAUGCCAGACUUUACCCAAAUUGCUUCUUUAUUUUGGGUCAUGAUGUGGGGAACAUCCCCUCUGAGCAGCCCAGACAGAGUCGUAGCAGUUCAAUGGAAUCAUUUGAGGAGCGCUUCGAAAGCUUCAAGGACAGAGCACAUCCUAUCAACCCUGAAAUGCUGGCUAGAGCUGGGUUUUACAGCAUGGGAGAGCGAGAUGGUGUGGUUUGCUUCAAAUGUGGAGGACGUCUGAAGACCUGGCAGCCAGAUGAUGAUCCAUGGGUGGAGCAUGCUAAGUUCUAUCCAGGAUGCAGUUUCCUGCUCGCUGAAAAAGGGCAAGAGUUUAUCAACAGCGUUCAGCUAAGACAUCCUGCAUUCAGCACUGCAAAUGGAUUUUCCAGUCAUGAGAGACCAGCAUCAAAUGUACUGCAGUUAGAGAUUGCCAGGAAAGCUGUCGAGAUGGGUUAUGAUCCUGAUAAAGUGCAAAGGUUCAUUUUGGAAAAGCUCCGUCGGAGCAGCAAGGGCUAUUCAGCUGUGGAAGAUCUCAUUCGAGACAUAUACAGUGGUGUGGGUGAUGUUUCUGCUAUGAGUCUGGAAUCUAAAACCGAAGACCCCUUGAAGAAGCUGGAGAAACUGCAACAUGAAAAGCUCUGCAAAGUGUGCAUGGACAGCGACGUUACGAUGGUCUUCAUACCCUGUGGACACUUGGUGACCUGCAUGCAGUGCUCCGAGUCUCUUCAGAAGUGCCCCAUCUGUUGUGCAGAGAUUACACAGAAAAUCAAGACGUUCAGCUCGUAACUUCCAGCGUACUCAAGUUCAGAUAACACUGCUGCAUUUCCUAUUCAUAUAAUCAUGAAAAUUUAUUAAAUACACACAUACAUGGCUGCUCCAAAAUACACAUAGAUGCUUUAUUUAUACAGAAUUCAACAGAAUAAUUCCAUUGUUUUAUAACCUGAAAAAUUUGUAUAUUUGGAUUACAUUAGAGUAUAUAUAUAUAUAUAUGACCUAUGGCAAAUGCUAUUAAUUUUAUAAACUUUGAUAUUGCUUAGUAUGUAUCUUGAUAAGAAUUUGUAAAUAUUUGAUAAACGGAUAGAAUAAAUAAAUUGUACGUAGAUAAUUUCUCUCUCUUUAUAUACUUUCCGCUAGCUUUUUGCCUAAAGAUCUAUGCGGAUAAUUCAUCUGCAUUAGCCGUUGUUCUUGCUGUAAAAACAUUUGGGAAAAAAAUGCAUACAAACAUGCCACAGUGUGCUGACGGGGAUAAACUAUGUGCUUUUGCAUCACAGAACACAUAUCCAAAUACAUUUAUUUAUUUUAAAGUAUUCCAGGUUUAGCUUCACCCUGACCCUAACAGAGUGCCUUUCUUAAAUUAUUUUAAAUGCAAUUCUAAUUAAUUGUUUUUUAUCUUUUAUUGUUUUCAUCUUUAAGCUUUGGUUAACUUGAUUUACAAAUAACUGUAGUACUUUAAUUUUGGUUUUAGAAUAUGCAUAUAUAAUAUACAUGCAGCAGCCUGACCAAGAGUUGUAUUGACACUAGACAAUAAAAUGAUAA